CACUGUAACUCAUCUCCUCGUCUCAUUCCUCUUCUUCGUCUUUGUCUCAAGCCUCGACACUCUCUCUCCCUCUCACUCUCCUUCAACACCCUCUCCACCUCCGACCGACUGUACGAGUUGAUCUCUACCGUCCUCGACACCUCCCACCCUCCAACAACUCACACUACUCUUGUCUGGAUCACCUCGACCCAAACACACCCCUCCUACUACUCAAACCGUUUGUAUCUCGACACAACACCUGUCAAGCCCUUCGUUUUCGACACCUCAACGUAAACUCAAAGCUCACCAUGUUUGUCAAGCUCGCCACUGUUCUCCCCUACCUCGCUCUCGCUGGCCUUGCCAUCGAGGCUGUGCCGGUCACCGCCUCGUCCAACUCGGUCAACCGUCACCCCCGUGACCGUCACUUCAAGCACAUCGGCCGCCAUGCCGCUCCUGCCCCCGUGACCCCCGUCGGCGCCCAGAAGAAGCGUUCCAAGCUUCACCGUCGCGCUGACGGCUCCGUCUGCCGUCCUCGCCCCAAGACUACUACCCAGCAGGUCGCGGCGGCUGCCCCUGCCCCCACCCCUGCCUCAUCGGACAACGGCAACGCUGGCUCCGACGCUGCCGCUGCCUCGCCUUCGCCCGCCGCCGACAACGGUAACAGCGGUGCCGCUCCCGCUGCUGACGCCGCCCCCUCGCCUGCCGCCGCCAGCCCCACCCCGGCUGAUGGCAACGGCGACGCCGCGCCGUCGGACGCUGCUCCCUCGCCCUCGAUCGUCAACGAGCAGGCCAACGCCAACCCUGCCCCUGCCUCGUCGUCGUCGGCUCCUGCCGCUCCUUCGCAGGCCCCUGCUCCCCCUCCUUCCAACGGCGGCGCGGGCUCGACUGGCAAGAACGCUGGCUCCAAGCUCGGUCUCGCCUGGCCCAACGGUGACUUCUGGACUCCCGACCAGCCCGACUACAUUGGCAACUAUGUUGGCUCCAAGACUUCGUGGUACUACACCUGGGCUCCUUCGAACGUCGCAUCUGGUGACAGCGUCGGCCUCGAGUUCGUUCCCAUGCUCUGGGGUGUCAAGCAGGUCGGCGACUGGAACGCUGCUCGCGGCUCUUGGCCCUCGAGCGUCAAGAACGCCCUCUUCUUCAACGAGCCCAACCAGUCGGGCCAGUCGGACAUUUCGGUCAACGACGCUCUUCAGUACUGGAUGAACGACUACCUUCCCGCCCGUACCCAGAACGGCCUCCGUCUUGGUCACGCCGGUACCACCUCGGCUCCGAACGGUCUUACCUGGGUCACCGACUUCUACAACGUCUGCACGGGCGCUGGCAACUCUGCUGCCGACUGCUCGGCCGACUUUGUUCCCGUCCACUACUACGAUGUGGACGUUGGCCACUUCCAGUCGUACCUCCAGAACUUCCACCAGGUCACCGGCAAGAACCUCUGGGUCACCGAGUACGCUUGCCAGAACUUCAACGGCGGUGCUCAGUGCUCUCAGGACCAGACCUGGGCGUUCCACCAGCAGAUUGCUGCCUGGAUGGACGGCCAGGACUGGAUUGAGCGUUACGCUCCCUUCGGCUUCAUGCGCGACAUGCAGGGUGUCAACGGCGACAACGCCCUUAUGAACAGCGGCGGUGGCAUCACCGACCUCGGCUCGUGGUACAUCAACUCGUCGUAAGCCUGGCUUCUUCCUUGGUCUCUAGGGGUUUCAUUGGUCCGCAUAGAGCAAGCAACAGCCUCGGUCAAAUCGGCAUCACGUUUUCUGAACGGACCUUGACGUCAAUACACACGCAUCUGGCAUCUGCUAGGUGUGGAUUUUUUUCUAUGCCCGCACUUUUGUUACGUUACAUUGUGUCUAUACCAUCAUCGGCGACUGUAUCUGGUAUGCAUUGCUGAGUCGCAC
Messenger RNA from Vanrija pseudolonga, 1877 nucleotides. RefSeq names its product Alkali-sensitive linkage protein 1. Gene Ontology annotation, biological process: fungal-type cell wall polysaccharide metabolic process. Bases 288 to 1652 code for a protein of 454 amino acids. The transcript is spliced from 2 exons. Gene Ontology annotation, cellular component: fungal-type cell wall. NCBI's taxonomy places the organism in Eukaryota, Fungi, Basidiomycota, Tremellomycetes, Trichosporonales, Trichosporonaceae. The record is from RefSeq and is a predicted model, not a curated record.